Messenger RNA from Cladocopium goreaui, 1080 nucleotides. NCBI's taxonomy places the organism in Eukaryota, Dinophyceae, Suessiales, Symbiodiniaceae. The record is from the annotation of a GenBank genome assembly.
GUUGCCUCUUUGCUUGGCAAGCCCCAAAUAUGUUUGCAAGAUACGUCUAGAGAACAGCUCAAAGACUCGGUAAAUGCGGUGGCUAAUUUUGGUAGCCACUGGAUGCGACACGGUCGCAGUCCAGGAGCUAUGCUGUCGCAACCUUGUACAGGCACAGGACGGUGUCAGCCACUGGCAGUUCCUGAGAGAAUUGAGCAAGACAUCCGCAGUCGACGGGAAAAGAAUAAGCUCUUAUGCAUGGCAGAUGCAGCAGAUGCUUUUGGGCAAGGUGCUCGGCGACAGCUCUGGCCUCCUUUGGUGGAGAAGGCUCCCAGUUGUUAUGGAGCUUUAAAGGGUGGCACUUUUGCAGAGGCCUUGGCCCUGUUCACUGGCUACCCCACGCAGAAGCUGCGCCUUUACAUCCCCAAGUUGCAGCGGGCGGAGCGGGCGCAACGACGUCAGGCACAGCAAGAGCGACGAACUGAGCUGCUUCUCCGUGGGCAAGAGGUCCCUGAGGAUCAAAGUGAUGACAGCGACGAUGAUGACCUGAACUGGUCGAAGCUGGUCUCCUGCAAGGAUGCAGGCUACUUAUUGGGUCUGGGAUGUUCUGAAGAAGCCUGCGAAAAGUCCAAGCAUCACAUCGUAGAGGAGAUGGGCUUGCAGGCUCCGCAUGCUUAUGGGAUUCUGGACUUGGCUGAGGUGGUGGUGGAUGGCAAGACAGAGCACCUGGUGAAGAUCCGAAAUCCUUGGGGCCAAAAUGCUCCCAGAACCUGGAAAGGGAAGUGGGGCAAGGACUGGGAUGGAUGGACCCCGGAACUACGAAAGGAGUUGAAAGUCAUCAAUUCCUCUGGCGUUCUGAUGGAUGACCCAAUGUCCAUCUUUUGGAUGGCCUUUGAGGAUGUGAAGGAGUACUUUGCACAGGUGGAAAUUUGUCGUGUCCAUCAAGAUUGGCAUGAGGUUCGAGAGAAAGCCUGGCUGCCAUCUUUGUUGGGACCGGGACAGGCGUUCGACCUGAGUCUACGGGAACGUAGCAAUGUGGACAUUGCCUUCUGGCAGGCUGGAGAUUUGGAUCAUCCCCUCCACGAUGCCGAAUCCAGAUAG